Messenger RNA from Lottia gigantea (owl limpet), 609 nucleotides. RefSeq lists its product as hypothetical. Gene Ontology annotation, molecular function: protein binding. The record is from RefSeq and is a predicted model, not a curated record. Bases 1 to 609 code for a protein of 202 amino acids. NCBI's taxonomy places the organism in Eukaryota, Metazoa, Mollusca, Gastropoda, Lottiidae. The transcript has 5 exons.
AUGGCGUCAACUGAAUGCUAUCUGACGCUCGCUUCAAGAUAUUAUGAUGAUAGAGUUGAACCUGAACGGUUACGAUGUGCACAAUCUUGUUAUGAUAAUAACGUAUGUUUUGGUGUUGCGUAUCAUAAAGGGCGACAGAUAUGCUAUGUUUAUAAUCAGUUUCCACAUUCACCAAUAGUAGAUGUUGGUAUGGUUACGUUUUUACCCGAAGAUGCCUCUUAUCGAGUAGAAGUAAAAACAGGAGAUGCAAGUACAGCAAAAACAGACGCCAAAGCAUAUGUGAGAAUUUACGGUAGUUAUGGAGACACGGGUCCUUUACAACUAGACCAAUCUCUUAAUCAUUCUGAUCCGUUUCAUCGAAACUACAUUGAUACUUUUAUACUUACAGCUCCGGUCAUUGGACAGAUGGAAAAAAUUAAGAUAGGACAUGACAACUCUGGAUUAGAUCCUGGUUGGUACUUAGAUACAGUUACUAUUGAUAUACCAUAUGAAGGUCGACGUUAUGUGUUUGUGUGUAAUCGAUGGUUAACUGAAUUUAAUAAUGGAUCGAUUGAAAAAGAACUUCAGCCAACUAGUUCAGAAGGUUAUGUUAAAGGUAAUAUAGAUUAA